UGCCAAAUAUGUUGUAAUCUUUGGUAGUCUCAGUUUUCAAUAACUAGGUUAAUGUAACUAAGUCACCAGAGCCCUCCUUUGGAAAGCCCAUCUGCCCCAGAGAGAGAAUUUCCUUCACUUGGAGUCACCUGAAGUUCGUGGACGUUUCUUACACCAAAGAAUCACAGAGAAUGACGGACUACCUUUCAGUCAAAUUACGAACUUUUCUCGGGGAACCUAUAGGAGAGAAGUGUGUUUCCUUUGUGGAUGGAGUGGAUAAAGACCUUGCAGUCAAAUUAAUAGAGAGUGGUUUUGAUAAGGCAUACGUAUUGUUGGGCCAGUACCUCCUCAUGCACAAGAAAGAAGACGACUUCCAGAUGUGGCUCAUGCUAGCAUGUGGAGCUACUCAGCGAGAAGCCCAGAAGAUCUCCAGAUGCCUUCGAGAAUGGAGUAUCACCUUUCUCUGAAGAGUUAGGUCCACUACAUCUUUCAUAUAGCAACUUUGAAUUACAGCAUUAAAGUUCUCUUAAAGAGCAUUGAAAAUUCAA
This is a messenger RNA of Antechinus flavipes (yellow-footed antechinus), 527 nucleotides long. It is a transcript of the gene BANF2, whose product is annotated as BANF family member 2. The coding region runs from base 171 to 446 and encodes 91 amino acids. The transcript is spliced from 4 exons. NCBI's taxonomy places the organism in Eukaryota, Metazoa, Chordata, Mammalia, Dasyuromorphia, Dasyuridae. Gene Ontology annotation, molecular function: DNA binding. The record is from RefSeq and is a predicted model, not a curated record.